GCAUAUCAUAUUUUAUAAAAGCGGGUUGGCUUCCUUUACAAAAGAUUGAUUAACAAAGAAUCUUGAAAUAAAAAGUCAAGAACAGCUUGACCAUGACAACAAGCACGUAACUUGGUUCCUUUCUUUAGAAGAAACCCCUAAAGUGGUUUUCAAUUUCAUUUUUUUUUUUUUUUUUGAAAAUAUAACAGCAACCACGAUACCCAAUUCCGUGUUUUUUGAAAAAAUGUUAUGAGUUUUGGUUUUUCUUGUUAUUCUAGUUCAAUUUGAUAGCCGAGUUUUUGGUCUUGUAUGAGCUGGAGCAAGAAUUUUGAAGCUAUGGAUUGUAAGUCAUUCUUUUGCUGCAUGAAGGGUUCAGAUCGGAAAGAGAAAGGGAAGAAAGAAUCAACAUGGAGGAUAUUUUCGUUGAAGGAAUUGCAUGCUGCUACAAACAAUUUUAAUUAUGACAACAAGCUUGGUGAAGGUGGAUUCGGCAGUGUUUAUUGGGGUCAGCUAUGGGAUGGAUCUCAAAUUGCAGUGAAAAGGUUGAAGGUCUGGAGCAAUAAAGCAGAAAUGGAAUUUGCUGUUGAGGUUGAGAUACUCGCUCGAGUUAGACACAAGAACCUGCUCAGUUUACGUGGCUAUUGUGCCGAAGGACAAGAAAGAUUAAUUGUGUAUGAUUACAUGCCUAAUCUCAGUUUACUCUCUCACCUUCACGGUCAACACUCAGCUGAAAGCCUUCUUGACUGGCCACGAAGAAUGACUAUUGCAAUUGGGUCUGCAGAAGGGAUUGUUUAUCUUCACCAUCAUGCAACACCACACAUAAUACAUAGAGAUGUUAAAGCAAGUAAUGUGUUGCUGGACUCUGAUUUCAAAGCUCAGGUGGCUGAUUUUGGAUUCGCAAAGCUGAUACCUGAUGGUGCAACACAUGUAACCACCCGGGUCAAAGGGACUCUAGGGUACCUAGCCCCAGAAUAUGCCAUGUUAGGGAAGGCAUCAGAGAGUUGUGAUGUUUACAGUUUUGGGAUUCUUUUACUUGAGCUUGCUAGCGGCAAGAAACCUAUUGAGAAAAUAAAUGCAACCACAAGAAGAUCCAUCACAGAAUGGGCUCUGCCAUUGGUAUGUGAAAAGAAGUUUAGUGAAAUGGCAGAUCCAAAGAUGAAUGGGAAGUAUGUAGAAGAAGAGUUGAAGCGAGUUAUACUUAUUGGGCUUAUAUGUGCACAUAAUCAGCCCGAUAAAAGACCUACAAUGCUUGAGGUGGUUGAGUUGCUAAAAGGAGAAUUGAAAGACAAAUUUGCUGCUAUAGAGAACGAUGAGAUGUUUGGAAUGGGUAAGGCUGCUGAGCACAAUGAUGGGGUAUCAGUUGCAGACAAUAGUUCGGACUUCAUUUCAGAAGAGAAAUAACAAAUACAAGAAAUCGAGAAGACGACGUGGGAUUGUAAAAAGGCGUGGUAUUUUUUCUUAUUUUUGCCAGUAUGUUGGUUCAUUAUAUAUGCCAUCUAUUGAGGGCGUGGUGUGUAUGUUGUUGCAGAUUUGUGUGAUAUGGCGAUUGUAGUGUUAAGGUUGGAGUUCUUAACUUAUUUUAUAGUAGUAAUGUAUGUAUUUAGGGAAAUCAUGGUUUUUUAAAGUGGUUUCUGUUGAUUUUUGUAAGUUUUAUUAUGCUUGCUAUACAAUGAGGGCACUUUGAUCUGUAAAGUCUGGAAUCGAGGUUUCACCACUGUUACGGUGUUGCCUUCCAGAGCUAAUAUAAUCAACAAUCAUGUUUACUAAA
This is a messenger RNA of Erigeron canadensis, 1747 nucleotides long. Its product is annotated as PTI1-like tyrosine-protein kinase At3g15890. Gene Ontology annotation, molecular function: ATP binding; protein kinase activity. Gene Ontology annotation, cellular component: plasma membrane. The record is from RefSeq and is a predicted model, not a curated record. Lineage: Eukaryota; Viridiplantae; Streptophyta; Magnoliopsida; Asterales; Asteraceae. Gene Ontology annotation, biological process: protein phosphorylation. The transcript has 4 exons. The coding region runs from base 289 to 1380 and encodes 363 amino acids.